AUGGUGAAGGAAGAUAUGCUUAAGUUGUGGUUUUUGAAGAAGGGUUUGGGGGUGAAAGGCCAUAAUGUACCCCUGGGGACUCAUUUAAUUGAAGUGUCUGCAAUAGAUUACUUCUUUUCUCCGGUCCGAGUUGAUGUUAGUGCCAGAAACCCUGGCAAGGUUCAGGCAGCACUGACUGAGAAUAGGAGGGGUCUACUUGAAUUUGUUUUAGAGCCACUCAAAGAGGAACAAUAUUAUGAAAUAAGGGAACCCUUCAACAUUAUGUCUAUUGUAAAGAGCCCAAUGGGUUUGAUGGUUAGAUUUAUGGUGGUUGUUGUGUUUUUGAUGCCCAAACUAAUGGAAACAAUAGAUCCCAAAGAAAUGAGGCGAACUCAAGAAGCAAUGGGAAACGGGGGACUGGCAAGCAUGUUACCUAGUGGCUGUGCUUGGUCCCUUUAUAUUUUGAAAGUGGGUUGUGAAGAUGAUGUUGGGACAACCAAAGUUCUUGAAAUUGGUAGUGUUGGUUGUGAAGAUGAAUAA
Fragaria vesca subsp. vesca is the source of this 519-nucleotide messenger RNA. RefSeq names its product ER membrane protein complex subunit 7 homolog. The record is from RefSeq and is a predicted model, not a curated record. Bases 1 to 519 code for a protein of 172 amino acids. The transcript is spliced from 7 exons. Lineage: Eukaryota; Viridiplantae; Streptophyta; Magnoliopsida; Rosales; Rosaceae.